GGCUGUGGUGCAUGUUCGAGAUGGCUGCAUUCCUGCACAGCCGAGAGCGUGGCGUGAAGGACAGCCUGGUGGUUUGCCCCACCUUUGUGGGGCCGGCGUUGCUGCUGGGACAUUUUGGCUUGACCGUCAUCAUGCUGAUCGCCGUAAACGCAAUGGACGCAGGAGUGCCUCUAUUCCCGUGGGGCGGAGUGGUUGUUUGCACCCUCGCCUUCCCAUGUUUGACGAGUCUCGCGUAUGUCGUUUUUGCUCAUGGCCGCAGCAUCGAGAUAAUGCAACGCCAAGUCCGUCAUUUCGAGAUGUCACACUCAAGGUCUUUCUGUUGUGAUAACAACCACGUUGCGGGAGAUGGUCAGGAGAUGGUUUGCGAUCGGAAAAUCAUUGGUCGGUGCAUAACCUACUGGUUCGGAUCCGGAGAGCACUUUGAGAACGUUGUUCGCACGGCGGUGUUGCAGACGUUGGUUCAUCAGCUGUCGCAGUGUACCUUCACAUAUAUGCGAGUUUUGCAAGCGACCAGCCCUAUGCU
Molecule: messenger RNA, 523 nt
Organism: Symbiodinium pilosum
Lineage: Eukaryota; Dinophyceae; Suessiales; Symbiodiniaceae
Source: the annotation of a GenBank genome assembly